This is a messenger RNA of Mytilus trossulus (common blue mussel), 2157 nucleotides long. Its product is annotated as eukaryotic translation initiation factor 1A, X-chromosomal-like. Gene Ontology annotation, cellular component: cytoplasm. The coding region runs from base 134 to 568 and encodes 144 amino acids. Gene Ontology annotation, biological process: translational initiation. Lineage: Eukaryota; Metazoa; Mollusca; Bivalvia; Mytilida; Mytilidae. The transcript is spliced from 6 exons. Gene Ontology annotation, molecular function: RNA binding; translation initiation factor activity. The record is from RefSeq and is a predicted model, not a curated record.
CGUUUAUAUUACUUCCGGUAACUGGGAAACCACGGCCAUUCACUUCUGUUUUUGCGAAUUAUACAAAAGAAACUUAUUUACAGGAGUAAAUACAAAAAGAAUCAUCAAUUAAAGUAGACAUUUAAAAGCAGAUAUGCCUAAAAAUAAAGGAAAGGGAGGAAAGAAUCGAAGAAGAGGAAAAAAUGAAAACGAAAAUGAAAAGCGUGAAUUGGUUUUUAAAGAAGAUGGACAAGAGUAUGCCCAGGUGACAAAGAUGCUUGGUAACGGCAGACUUGAAGCUAUGUGUUUUGAUGGUGUCAAAAGAUUAUGUCACAUACGAGGAAAGUUAAGGAAGAAGGUAUGGAUAAAUGGUGGUGAUAUUAUAUUACUUGGUUUAAGAGACUAUCAAGACACAAAAGCAGAUGUUAUAUUAAAAUACACACCAGAUGAAGCUAGAAACUUAAAAGCGUAUGGAGAAUUGCCAGAAUCAGCCAGAAUUAAUGAUGCUGCAUUUGAUGAAGAACAAGGAGGAGAUAACAUCAUUUUCGACGAUGUUGAUGACGAUGAUGAAGACAUUGAUGAUUUAUGAAGAAAUUUGACUACGAACUUGAUUUGAUUUGUGAAAGACAUUACUGUGAUUUCUACCAUAUUUUGACUUGGAUAUUCAUUUGAUAUUAAAGCAUGAAUGUUCAUUUUCUGUUUAGAUUUUUUUCGAGGAUAAGUUUAAAAUAUCAUACACAUCCUGUGGAAUAAGGCAGCAAAUGUUGUCUUAAAAAUUUAAUUAGCAUUAAUUAUUAUGGCUUCUUUAAUUAAAAGAUUCAUAUGUGAUCUUUUAAUGAUAUUGAGUGCAUACUUUUAUUUUUUAGAGCUCGUACCAAUAUGAAAAGCAAUUGAAAAAAAAAUGCAUUAACCUGUAAAUAUUUUUUUUUUUUUUUUUAAUUCUUAAAGAAAACAAGAAAAAUGGGUUAGUUUAUGGGUAUGUCUGUAUAUACUCACUUUAAUACUGUUCUAUUGAGCUUACCAGUUUACAUAUACAAAUAUACAGAUACAAUUAGUUUAAAUGUCCAUGCUUGAAUCAUCCAAAACUAAAUAACAUGCAAAGAGAGAAUAAUAUUAUUGAAUACGUGAGCUCUAUGGGGAAUAGACAGUUUAUAAAUAACUAAAUACAAAAGUUCCAAGUAAACAUAUUAUAUAUUUAUGUAUUUUUUAAUUUGUUACUAGUUACUGUUAUUAAAUUUUUAGGAUAUUAGCUUCUAUUUUUUCUACUAUUUCUUUAUAUUUUCGUAACCUUUCGUUUGAGAUUUUGUCCUUCAACCCAUAUAACAUACUACCAAUUAUUUCAAUUUUUUCUUAGAUUUUGAGUUGAUCUAUUUAUUUGAUAAUUUUCCUGCUAAAAAUACUUUAAAAUUUCAGAAGCGAAUAUCCUAAAAAAAAAUAAUUGAAUUUAAUGUAUAACUGUCAUAGAUGUGUAUAUUGAUAGUUUUUUUUUCAAUGUUAAAACUCCAUGGAGAGAAAGUUCUCAUUGAUGAUUUAAUGCAUUAUUAAAAGUGCACAAUGAAUUUGAAAAUAAAAAAUUAAGAUUAUUAAAUGGGAUCAUAAUUAAUUUACCAAUUGAAAUGCCAUGAAGGGUAACAUAGAUUGGAAGUCAUUGCAACUAGGUCAUUGAAACUAGAUGUUAUAAAUGUACGGCUUUGUUUCUAUAUUAUUGUGUAUGAUAUAAAGUCAUUUAUUCAUUUCAUUGUUUGUUUAUCAUUGUUUCAUAUUCUCAUCCUUAGUGUUAUCUAGAGUAGACAUUCUUCUGUUUCAACAUUUUUAUAAAGAAUUCAUUUUGAAACUUUAAAUUAAUAGGGUUGUUUAAAAUAUACUUAUUUAUAAAAUACUAUGUCAUUUUAAGGGGGAAAAUCUACUUUUAUUCUGACAUUAAAAAAUGUUAUUUGGCAAAGAAGUGCAACGUUGAGUUGGUUGAAGUAAAGGAGAAUUUUAAAACAAUGUAAAAUUAAUAUUUUAUUUUAAUUUGAGAUAAUGUUUGUGCACUAAGCAUGAAAUAAACAAAACAAAAAUUGAUAGAGAGACAAAAUCUUAUUGACCUUUAAAAUUUGUGGUGUCCUUUUGAGUUUAACUAUUUAAUAAGAUAAAAAAAAGUGCUGAAUAUUAAAAUUAAAAAUCUUUUUCAAUUUA